AUGUCUUGUGGUUGUGAGACCACAUCCCUUCGAUCUGAGGACAUUGGGCGGAUUGAUCAUCGGUGCCUUCGCACUGACCAGUGUGCAACGCAGGACAUCACGCAUCUUGGAAGUUGUAUUAGUUCUGAUUGUAGUGUGACAGAUGAGGUGAAUGCACGAAUCUGCAAGGCUCGGGCCGCGUUUGCUAACUUGAGACACCUAUGGCGUCAGAAUGGUUUAUCCCUGAAUCUGAAGGGACGUGUGUAUCAAGCUACAGUACGGGCUGUUCUGUUGUAUGGCUGUGAGACUUGGCCUAUUCGAACAGCGGACCUGAGACGCCUUCAGGUGUUCGACAAUCGUUGUCUCAAAACCAUAGCUCGU
Molecule: messenger RNA, 360 nt
Organism: Opisthorchis viverrini
Lineage: Eukaryota; Metazoa; Platyhelminthes; Trematoda; Opisthorchiida; Opisthorchiidae
Exons: 2
Source: RefSeq, a predicted model, not a curated record